AAGACCCAAACACAAAGCACAAAAUGUAAGGCGGCAACAAUAAUCAACGCAACGCAAAGCAACAAAGCAGUAAAAAGCAAGCGAACAAAAGCGAUUUGUUAGUUUGGUGAAGGGGGGCCGAAGCAGUGAAAGAAAAGAGGCGAUGCCCCAUUAUUGGAAACUGUCAUACUCGUCAGAUUUGCAUAGCUUUAGAACCAACGGGAUAAAAACGGCAGCAUCAUGCCAAUGCCGAACGUGAUAAGCACAACAAAUGCGAGAGCAAUGCGAAAUGUUAACAAUGGCGACAAUAUUAACGCUAAAUGCGACGAUCCCAAUGUGUGAGCCGAGUACAACAAAGAGUAGCCAAAAGUGUGUGUAAAAGAGACAGAGCAACACAUCAAGACAGACAGAGAGACAGAGAGAGAAAGAGAUAGAGAGAGAAAGAGAUAGAGAGGCAGCAAAGGGAAAGCAAGCAAGAGAUGCAGCUGCGAUAAGAGCGAACAAGGGCAACAACAACAUCAACAACAACAACAGCAACAGCAACAAGAGCAACAAGAGCAACAAAAGCAACAAGGAGAUAAACGAGGACAAUCAGUCAAGAUGAGUGAUGAUCAAACGCUAGCAGCGCAGAAUGAUGAUAAAGUUGCCAAACACCAAGUCGUUGCCUACACGCAAAAGUCGCAGGUCAAACACGAAAAUCGGCAUAUUCAGUUGGUGCGCGAAUAUGGCUUUCAUCCGCGCACCAAGGCCUCCGUGGAGGAUGGCGACGUCUUGCCCCGUAAAUUUGAGCCUUUUCCGGAGGACAUGUACGGCAAGCCGCUUGAGGAGAUUGACACCUUUAUAUACGAAGAGACUUUCUGUGUGGUGUCAAAGCGAUUCCGCAAGAAUUACAUACAUCGCUUCACGGGCACCCAGAGCCUCUUCCUCUUCCAUCCAUGGAGUCCAUGGCGACGCGUUUGUGUCUACAUUGCAACGAAUCAAUUCUUCGAUUACUGCGUCAUGGCAACAAUUCUAUUCAAUUGCAUUUUCCUAGCCAUGACCGAAACAGUGGAGGAAGCUGAAUAUAUCUUCCUGGCCAUUUACUCAAUCGAAAUGGUUAUAAAAAUCAUUGCCAAAGGCUUUUUGCUCAACAAGUACACGUAUCUGCGCAAUCCGUGGAAUUGGCUGGACUUCGUGGUGAUAACUAGUGGAUAUGCGACAAUUGGCAUGGAGGUCGGCAAUUUGGCCGGCUUGCGCACAUUUCGAGUGUUGCGCGCAUUAAAAACUGUUUCCAUUAUGCCCGGCCUGAAGACGAUUAUCAAUGCAUUGCUGCACUCGUUUCGCCAACUGGCCGAGGUCAUGACCCUGACCAUCUUCUGCCUGAUGGUCUUUGCCUUGUUCGCGCUGCAGGUUUACAUGGGCGAGCUGCGCAACAAGUGCGUGCGGAAUGUGCCCGCCGAUUGGACCAACAUAUCGCAUCUGGAUUGGCAAAUUUGGGUCAACGAUACGGACAACUGGCUGUAUGACGAGGAUGAGAUGCCAAUGCUCUGUGGCAAUUUGACUGGUGCACGCCAUUGUCCGUUCGGUUUUGUGUGCAUCUGCGUUGGCGAGAAUCCCAAUCAUGGCUACACGAACUUCGACAACUUCAUGUGGUCCAUGCUGACAACAUUCCAACUGAUUACGCUCGACUACUGGGAGAACGUAUACAAUAUGGUGCUCGCUACUUGUGGUCCAAUGAGUGUUUCAUUUUUUACUGUGGUUGUGUUUUUUGGCUCAUUCUACUUAAUUAACCUAAUGUUGGCUGUCGUCGCGCUCAGCUACGAGGAGGAGGCGGAAAUAACAAAUGAGGAGCGUAAAAAGGAUCUGUUGGAUCAUCGGGAUGAUUCCACGUUCAGCUUUGAUCCGUCCGUGUUGAACGUGAAAAUGCUGAAUAAGAACAACAAGAAGAAGAUUGAUUCACGCAAGGGUGUGCUCCUCGCCUCCUACAGCAAGAAGAAGACACGACGAAAAAAGACCAAAGGUGGCAAGGACAACACCAGUACCAAUGGCAGCAAUGGCAACGAUCACGAUAACGCUAAAUCCCCGUCGGGCACGCCCAGCCCCAAUCCAAGUCCGCGACACAGCAACACAGAUCGUCCCUCGGCGCUGGCCCUGCAAGCGCAGAAGCAAAUGGAGCAGCAACAGCAGCAGAAGCAACUCAUCAAAUCCGAAACGGCAGCGGCGGCGGAGGCGGCUACGUCGGAGCAGCAGCAGCAGGAACAGCAGCAAAAGACACGCAUCAGCUUCAAGGAGGGUAAUGUGAAGAAUCCCAAUAUGCUGUAUCCCUCGGACUACAAGGGUCAGCUCAUAACGAGCAGCCGUCAGACGAGCUCCAAUUCAAGUGGCGGCGUCAAUCGUGAGUCCUCGCAGGAUGAUUCGGGCGUUGUCGAUGAUCACGAGGAACAGGACACCGGCAAUGAAAUGGGCCAUGUCUCAACUGUGGAGCUGGCCUUGUCACCGCGCGAAGUUCGCCUCAUCAAAUGCAAUGGGAAUAUAGCGCGCAUCAAGAACCACAAUGUCUAUGCGCUGCAUCAGGAGUUCUCCUCGGAGGUCGUCGUCAUUGAUGAUCUGCCCGAUCGUAAUUGUGAUCGCUGCGUGCACUGCUGUGCGGAUUAUGAGAGCUGGCUGCAGUUCCAGAACUGUCUUUAUAAGGUGGUGCGCGACCCACUCUUCGAGCUGGCCAUAACGCUGUGCAUUGUGCUGAACACUGCGUUUCUGGCCAUGGAGCAUCACGGCAUGAGCGAGAGCUUUCGCAAUGCUCUCGAUGUGGGCAACAAGGUCUUUACGUCCAUUUUCACGUUCGAGUGCAUUGUCAAACUGAUGGCGCUGUCGAAGGACUUCUUUCUGUGCGGCUGGAACAUAUUUGAUCUGAUUAUUGUCACUGCCAGCCUGCUGGACAUCAUCUUUGAGCUUGUCGAUGGCCUUAGCGUGCUGCGCGGUCUGCGCUUGUUGCGUGUUUUGAAGCUGGCACAGUCUUGGACGACGAUGAAGGUGCUGUUGAGCAUCAUAAUAUCGACAAUUGGUGCGCUCGGCAACCUCACGUUGAUCCUCGUCAUAGUCAUUUACAUAUUCGCUGUGAUCGGCAUGCAAUUGUUCUCCAAGGACUACACGCCCGAAAAGUUCGAUCCAGAUCCAGUGCCAAGAUGGAAUUUCAAUGAUUUCUUUCACUCAUUCAUGAUGAUUUUUCGCAUAUUGUGUGGCGAAUGGAUUGAACCCCUCUGGGAUUGCAUGCGUGCCGAAGAAGAGCAAGGCGCAUCGACAUGCUUUGCCAUAUUUCUGCCCACCUUGGUAAUGGGAAAUUUCAUGGUUUUAAACUUGUUCUUGGCCCUGUUGCUCAACAGUUUCAAUUCCGAGGAGCUCAAGUCAAAGAAAGAGGAGGUGGGCGAGGAGUCAAAGCUGGCACGCAGCAUAGAAAGGGUGCGUGAUUUGAUACGGAAGAAGCGGCAGGAGCGCAAGGAUCGGAAGGAGCGCAAAUAUGCGGAAAAGUUUCAGCAAAUUGUGCUCGAGGCGCAGCAGGCGCAUGCGACCAGUGUGGCGGCCAGGGAAUUGGAUAAGCCCAACUUGCUGGCGGAAACAAAGUUCCAUAGAUUAAGCUAUCAGGAAUCUAUGAACCGCCCAGUUUCCGGUUCCGAUUUCGGCUUUCAAAUUCCGCUCAGCGAUGGCCUCCACACCAUAGUCGAUGGCCUGGAGUACGAUGAGUCGUCAGAGCCGGCAUCCGAGCAACAGCAGCAGCAGCAGAUGCAGCAGCAACAGCCAUCGUCCGACUGUCUGCCGCCCACAUACGAGUGCGCCAUGCUGACUGCCUCGAGCAUAGAGAACAAUGGCUGUGAGAACAAUCUGUCGCCUUUGGGGCCGACGGAGCGCAGCAGCCGAUUGCAGCAUCAGAUCUCGUCUGGCGUGGGCACUCAGCAGAAUGACUCACGGGAUGAGGCCACCUACACGGAGUCGAUCGAGCUGCGACUGCUGGGCCAGUACAACUCGACGGAUACGGAUCCGUAUGCUUAUGCGCCGGAUCAGCGCAGUGGGUCCUUUGCGCGUGGCGAUUCGCUGCAGGACACCGACGAGGCAUAUCUCAAGUACCAAAAGUCUUUGUUAACACGCUCGCCCAGCUAUCGUAAAUCCCUGGAUCGCCUGUCGCAGUCCAGUGGACAGUCACAGCGUUCGCUUCUCCCCUCGCGCAGCCUCAAGUCCGAGGAGAGUGCCAUGCGGCGACAUUCGAGCGGGCUUUCACUGAACUCCAUAUCCUUGGAGCAGGAUGAGCUGCUAUCACAGCAGGCGAAUCUGCGCGAGGAGCUGCUCAAUUGCGAUCAGAAAGAGCUGUUUCAGUUUCUGCAAGAGGACGAGGAGCUGCUGGGCAUGGCGCGCCGGGAGAAGAAGCCAACGACGAGCAGCAUCAAAUCGAAUCUCAGCUACAUUUCCAAUUCCAUAAUGCAAACGCUCGAUUCGCGGCACAGCGGCAGCCACUCCAGCCAUGGUAUUGGGCAGCAGGAGAGCGAGCCCCUGAUGGAGCACUCCGAAUUUGACAAUAUCAUACAGAGUUUCGAAAAGGAGCUGGAGGAGAUUAAGCGCUCUACUAGCUCACUGGAGCGGAAAAUCUCAACGCUUUCGGAACCCUCACCCGCUGCCGAUGAGGCGACCAAAGCUAUCAUGGAUCACAUUGCUAUCAUUACAGGCGCCUCGGAGCGCACAACGGCCGAUGAGGUUGUGCAUCCACUGAAUCCCUACGAUAGCUACGAUCUGUCCAGUGUGCCGCGACGCUCGCAAUCCGUCAGCGCCGCCGCCCAGCGUCAGUCCGUCAAGCUGAAGCGUCGCAGCUUGGAGAAGCAGCGCAAGAUCGACGAGGACUUUAGCAUAUCGAAUGAAAUACGCAAAAUCUGUGAUCAAAUCCACGCACCCUUCGCCGCCAUGGAAGCGCUUGCCGUUGCAGCGACCACCAGUGCCACUGGUGGCAACCAAUCACCGUUUAUGCGUCGCAAACACGAUCCGUUUAGCGUGCAAUUCGAUCGCUUCAAGCGACUCUCGCUGAUCGAGCGCGUCGAGGAGCUGCCCGAGGAGGAUAAGCCGAUAUCGACGCUGCGCAUCGAGUCAGAGAAGAUGCCGCGCAAGUUUCUCAACAAUGACAAGCUGCGCAUGGACAGCCUCUCAUUGAAGAGCACCAAUUCGUAUGAGAAUCUGCUCAUACAGAAACAGUUGUGCCGCGAUGCUGGCCACCAUCCAAUGGUAAUGGGUGUGCCGGCCACACCGCCGACAUCCCUCAAAUCGAGCAUUGAGCCACCAACACUGGCGCAAAUUUCAUCGCUAAAGGCAACACCGCCGCUGGCUGCCCUAACGGAGCAUCAGCAGCAUUAUCAUGCCACUAGCAUACAGACCACCCAACAAACAAUGCACCCAACGGCUGUGGGCGCGGCGUCGGCCAAGCGCCGCGCCGAGCAUCCACAAUCGACACUAGACAAAGCCGCUUCCUUUCAAUCGGCACGCACCGAAUCGCACAGUUCGGGCGUCGCCGAUAAUAGCUCGGUCCUGGCUUUGGGGCAUGCCGGCAAUCGGUCCCUGUCCAAUGGCCAUCAUGAUCGCGCCAGCGACAAGACUGACCCGACAGCCAAUGCAACAGCAACAGCAACAAAUGCAACAACAAAGCCGUCGGCGUUUUCACGACUGACCGAAAAACCAUGGCAUUGUCUGGUUUCCUACGUAGACGAUCUCACUGUCGGUGGGAGACGUAACUCGCAGGGUGCCUACAAUGAUCCCAUGACUUUUCCGAGCUACGGCGAGGCAAAGCCGCCAAAAGUGCCGGACGAUUGCUUCCCACAGAAGUGCUACGAGCAUUUCUAUUUUCGAUGUCCUUGGUUCAUGUCCUGCAUGGACACGCCGAGUGCCAAGCACUGGACGCGCGUAAGGACGGCUGUCUUGGCGGUUGUCGAUACUCCAGCCUUUGAGUGGUUUGUGCUAGUGCUGAUCUUUGCGUCGAGUAUUACGCUCUGUUUCGAGGAUAUCUACUUGGAUAGCAAUAAGACGCUCAAGCGUGUGCUCUACUGGACCAACUUCUCCUUCUGCCUGAUCUUUGUCGUUGAAAUGGUACUCAAAUGGCUGGCGUUGGGCUUCUCCAAAUAUUUCACCAGCUUUUGGACCAUACUCGAUUUUAUCAUAGUGUUUGUCUCUGUUUUCUCGCUGCUUAUUGAGGAGAAUGAGAAUCUGAAGGUCUUGCGCUCAUUGCGCACCCUGCGAGCAUUGCGUCCGUUGAGAGCCAUCUCUAGGUGGCAAGGAAUGCGGAUUGUAGUAAAUGCUCUCAUGUAUGCAAUACCAUCAAUUUUCAAUGUGCUUUUGGUUUGUUUAGUUUUUUGGUUGAUUUUCUCAAUAAUGGGUGUGCAAUUCUUUGGUGGUAAAUUUUUCAAAUGCAUCAAUGAAUUGGGCGAGUUGCUGCCAAUUACUGAAGUAAACGAUAAAUGGGAUUGCAUUGAGCAGAACUACACGUGGAUCAACUCGAAGAUCACCUUCGAUCAUGUGGGCAUGGGCUAUCUGGCGCUGCUCCAAGUGGCCACCUUUGAGGGCUGGAUGGAGGUGAUGGCGGAUGCUGUGGAUGCCCGUGGCGUUGAUCUCCAGCCGCAGCGGGAGGCCAAUUUAUAUGCGUAUAUUUAUUUUGUUAUAUUUAUUGUGUGCGGAUCGUUCUUUACACUCAAUCUAUUCAUUGGAGUUAUCAUUGAUAAUUUCAAUAUGCUCAAGAAGAAGUAUGAAGGAGGAGUGUUGGAAAUGUUUCUCACCGAAUCUCAAAAACAUUAUUACACCGCUAUGAAAAAAUUGGGACGAAAGAAACCACAGAAAGUUAUUAAGCGACCUAUAAAUCAUUUUUUAGCUAUGUUUUAUGAUUUAUCCAAUUCGAGAAGAUUCGAAAUUGCGAUAUUUGUACUGAUUUUUCUAAAUAUGCUUACCAUGGGCAUUGAGCACUACGAUCAGCCGCAUGCCGUAUUUUUUAUACUGGAAGUAAGCAAUGCAUUUUUCACCACUGUCUUUGGACUCGAGGCCAUUGUAAAGAUUGUGGGACUGCGCUAUCAUUACUUCACGGUACCGUGGAAUGUCUUUGACUUCCUGCUGGUGCUGGCCUCCAUCUUUGGCAUACUUAUGGAGGACAUAAUGAUCGAUUUGCCCAUAAGUCCGACGCUGCUGCGUGUGGUGCGUGUCUUUCGCAUUGGACGCAUCCUGCGGCUCAUCAAAGCAGCCAAGGGCAUACGCAAGCUGCUUUUUGCCUUGGUCGUCUCGCUGCCAGCGCUAUUUAACAUUGGCGCCCUGCUCGGUCUGAUUACAUUCAUCUAUGCGAUACUGGGCAUGUCGCUCUUUGGGCAUGUUAAGCUACAGGGCGCACUUGAUGACAUGGUAAACUUUCAGACGUUUGGGCGCAGUAUGCAGCUGCUGUUUCGUCUGAUGACGUCGGCAGGCUGGAACGAUGUGCUGGAAUCGCUGAUGAUACAACCGCCGGAUUGUGAUCCGUUCUUCAAUCGUCAGGCGAACGGCGAUUGCGGCCAUCCGCUGCUGGCGAUCACCUACUUUACGAGCUUCAUUAUAAUCAGUUAUAUGAUUGUGAUUAACAUGUACAUUGCCAUCAUCCUGGAGAACUUUAAUCAGGCGCACCAGGAGGAGGAGAUUGGCAUUGUUGAAGAUGAUUUGGAAAUGUUUUACAUACGUUGGUCCAAAUAUGAUCCACAUGCCACCCAGUUUAUACACUUCUCGCAACUGUCCGAUUUUAUUGCCUCUCUCGAUCCACCAUUGGGCAUCUCGAAGCCCAAUAAUGUCGCGUUAGUGUCAUUUAAUCUGCCCAUCUCUAAGGGCAAUAAAAUACACUGUCUUGACAUUUUGCACGCGCUAGUUAAGCACGUGCUAGGUCAUGUCGAGGAGACCGAUAACUUCAAACAGUUGCAGGAACAAAUGGAUGUCAAGUUCAAGAAACAGUUUCCAACGCGCAAAGAAUUGGAAAUUGUUUCGUCGACGCGGAUCUGGAAGCGCCAGGAAAAGGCGGCCAAGACCAUACAGACCGGUUGGAAGGACUAUUUGCGACGCAAGCAGGAAAAAGAACGCUCCAAUUCCGGCGACAGUGCAACGCAGCAUUCUAGUCCCGGCGGCUGGCAGUCGAAACUCUCCGCACUCAAUUUCUUCCAUCUGCAGGUGAGCCGUCGAGGCACUGCCUGCUCCAGUCGCGCCUCCUCGCGGAAAUCUUCACGCGCCUCCGAUGCCUCCGAUCUCAGCGAGCUGGCCGGGCCCUGGUUAAAUCUUCCGCUAAUGCUUGUCUCUGGCGCCGAUGAUGUGGUCAGGGAUAUCAAGCAGCAGAGCGACGAAAUGGGCAAACGCAUAUCCUCUUGUAUCUCCCUAAACUAUGAGUCCUUGCUCGCAGAAAUGGUCACAGCCGUUUUAAGAAGUGGCUCCCAGCCUAGUGGCUUGAAUUACUUAGCUGCAAUGAACACCAACACAACAACCUCAACCUCCACCUCCGCCUCUGCCUCCGUCUCUGCUAGCGCCACCAACGUUGAAAGUGACAAGCAAGCGCAACACCAACAACAGGUGGCACCAACUCCAACGCGUAAGCGCGCCUCUAGUUUUAUUCGCAAAAAACCGCCCCUAGAAAGAGGUUUGUCAGCACAAAGCGCUUUAAGAGUUAACAAGAACGCUUUUGUCUCGGAGGGCCCGGCACCGGAGGUGAUUGUGACGAAGCCAUCACCGGAUCAGCAAACGCAUCCGCAUGUACAUGCACUCGGCCUACGACCGGACAAUGCGACUCUGGUGCAUGUCCUGGUGCAUCGGGAGAGCGAGGAGUACAAGGAUGAGGACGAGUCUAGUCCAUCUUCGCCCGUUCAUAGUUCGACAAACGGCAAUGGCAUGGAUAAGCAGAGACCACCUCAAAUACGCAUCAGUUCGAGCUCAUCUGAAAUCGCCAUGGACAGCUGUCUCUUGCCCACGGUGCAGAUAAUGGUCGAUAGCCCAAAGGAGCCGCCAAGAGGCGAUUUCAGCACUGACAGCGGCUUUCCAAAUGCUGCCUAUGCACCGACGACCGUCGAUGUGGAUGCGCCCAUCGAUGUUAAUGUGCAGGGCGAUACAUCGCAAGUGUUCUACGACUACAAUCCCGAGGAGUCUAAUCUUGAUAAUACAAAUGACAUAGUCCCAAUUGAAGAGCUGCCGCAAUCGCUGUCAGAAGCUACUUCUGCCGCUGCUGCUGCUGCUGCAAUCGAUGAGCAGCAGAGAUGACCUUCAGUCAAUAUGGGAACAGAUGAGGAGCAGCACUCAACUAGUAGCAGCAGCAGCAGCAGCACUACGAGUAGAUGCAGCAACAGAAGCAGCAGCAGCAGCACCUCAUCUGCUAGCCAGUCAACUGGUGCCGCCAAGCAGCGUCCAAGUUGACAAUCUCCAGUCUGAGAGCAAUUUUCAUGUGCAUUUUUACGAGUACUUGUAAUUGCUUAGACCUAGGCAUGGGGCGAUCGGUUCCCCUUUGUUAUUAUAGUCGAUUAAUUAUAUAUACAUAAAUACUAGUCGCUUUAUACGAUACUUAAACGGAACUAUCCAAUGUUUACAUCAUUCUAUAUACAUAUAUGGACACACAUAUAAAUAUAUGUGUCUUGGCAACAGUGCGCUGUGCGUCCAGCUAAGUCUAGACUAGUCUUAGUGUUAGUGUUAGUGUUAGUCCUAGUUUAGUUUAGUUUAGUUUAAUUUAGUUUACGAAAUCAAUAUAAACUCUGUGUUAACAAAACGUGCAUUAAAUCGUACAGUACGUACACGUUGUAAUACUCAAAUCAAAUCAAAACAAAAGGAAUGAAUACACUAACAUUAGCAUUAACAUUAACAUUAACAUUAACAGUAACAUUAACAGUAACUUUAACAAUACCGAUAAAAUUAAUAUUAAAUUGAUUUAUAUAUACGAUGUAGUAAUGUAUAAAUAGAUACUAACUAAACGGUUGGUUUUACGCUAAGUCAGUCAGUCAAUCAGUCAGUCAGUCAAGUAGAGCUAUAUCGAACGAUUUUGAAGAUAUUUUGAAGGUUGUUUUAAAUUAUACAAUACAAUACGAUGAUACAUACAUACUUACAAACAUAGAUAUAUACAUGCAUUACAUAAUUGUAACUAACAAUCGCGACGUAGAUGAUAAUUAUAGAGUUUGUUUUCUUCAAUGCAAUAUAUAUGGACAACUAUAUAUUUUGUACAUAUGCCAAAGGAAGUAUUUUAAACUAAAGAAAGCUAAUUAUAUACAUACAUACAUACCUACUCAUACAACAUCCAAAAUAUAUAUUAAAUUAGUUAGAGCAAAUUAAUUGAAAUAUUUAUGAGAAAGAAGUGUUCCCAAUUUUGUUUUACGUUCGAUAUAUUUAAUUACGAAAAUACUAUUACAUUUACAUGCUAGAUUAUAUAUGAUAGCCGUACAGAACAAGUGCAUUAAGUACAAAAGAGACGUAUUAAACAGUAGAUUUCAAUACUUGCUCCUACUCUCAUCAUUUCUCAAAUCAAGAUUCAAAUUUAAGAAGAAAAACUCAACAAUUAAAGCCAAACCAAAAAUGUCAAGUGAUUUAAACAUUCCAAGCAAAAACAAAAUAAGCAAUUGAUAUCAAUUUAAAUCAUUUAAUAGCUAAGGCCCAAUCGGGUAUUUAUUUAUACUACAUACUUACACACUCAAUACAUAGAAAAUACAUAUAUAAACAGGAACACUUGUCUCUUAAUAAUUACUCUAUAAUACCUACUUACGUACCAACAAACAGACAGUUGAACCGAAGUCCUACCUAAGCAAUGUGCAUUGUGUACCAGUGAGAACUUUUAUUAUACGAACUUAUUGCUAAAUCGAAUACUUACCAGACAUAGGCAUACAAUGUUUUUAUUUAGUCUAACUAAUGUGAAAUCAAAAUUGCAUCAAUGCUCUUCUAUACAAGCUUCCACAAACAUUGAUAUACAUAUAUACUUAAACUUACUUAUAUGAUAUUAAAAAUAUACUUAUUACAUUUGUAUUCUAUUUUAGGCUCUGGCCAAGUUUCUAAGAAACUUAUUUGAAAUAAUUCUGUGAAAAAUUGAUUGUGUUAACUUAACUGCAUGCAAUCAUAUAUUAAGUUUUAACAUCGAACAACUUAACCGAUAUAACCGAUAACACCCCUUCCUCCGCAGCAGUCCGUGCAACGCACACAUUUUUACACUUUACACACUUCGACUCAACUUUCUAACUUAACAACAGACAAUCAGAAGGCGAUUGAUAGUAAAUUGAAAUUAUGGUACCAACUAAUUCUUUUUAUCCAAAAACAAAAACCAAAAAAACAAAAACCAAAACAAACAAAAACCAAAACCAAAACAAAAACAACAAAAUGUACACACUUGUGAUUUUAACUGCAAUUUUUACACAACAACAACAACAACAAGAAGAAGGAUCAUCUUAAGAACAUAACUUUUAAUUAGAAUUGUUAACAAUUUGCUAAAUGAAUAAAAUGUAAUACAAAUAAGUGAAAAAUAAGCGAAAAACAAAUGAAUAUUGAAUACAGCAGACAGAAACCAAACACUCGUCAAUUAAGUGAUAUUUAUAAUUGGUACAUAGGCAUAAAACAUUUGCAAGGAUUAUUAUACAUGCAUACUUACAUAUACUAUAUAUUGUACUAUAACGUAGGAUUUACAAUAGAACUCAUACUCGAUUUGUACAUAAUGAACGGAUAGCAAUAUCAUAACAAAAGAAAGCAUCAAUGGAGCUAAGCCGAAAGCGAAAGAACGUAAAGGAAAUUUAAAGAAGCUUUAAUUUUUAAUUAUGUCUUUAAUAAUAAUCGCUUGCAAAAGAAAUGUAAAAUUAUUUGAUUAGGAUGCAUAACGAAGGCAUUAUUAUCACUUCUAUAUUAAAAUAACACAACAUUUUAUUUAGUCAUAGAGUAUAACGACAAUAAUUCGAAUGAGGCAUAUAUUAAUUAUAAACGCAACCUGUGCCAGGGGCCAUAGCUUGAAAACCCAACAAAUAAUAACAAAUGAAAUAAAAAAAACCCCUACAUAAAAGGCCACCCAACUAAAAUGCGAUCGCUUAACUACAGAACCUAGCAAAAUUUCCUACUAGUACCAACAAAAAAAAGAAGAAAAUAAAUAAAAUAAAAAACAAAUCGAACGAUGUACCAAAAUGCAACAGAAACUGACACAUGUAACAGAAAAAGAACAAAUAUAAUAAUACAGUCCUAUGCAUUUAACAUAGCUCACAGCACCGCAGUGCAGCGGACCGAACCGGGUCUAAUAAGAAAUACAAAUACAAAUGCAAAUGCAAAAUAUAUACAUUGAAUACCUAAAUAAAUAUGUAUAGUUAUAGUACAGAUCUGUACAGUACAGCUGGUUUGAUUAGGUAUGCCUUACAGAAUACACGAUUUUAUUUGUUGAAUAUUUACGCGUUGAGGUUCAAUAAAGUUAACGUUUCAUAUAUCAAACAUAAUUAAAAACAAAAUAUAUAAAAUGAAACCGACAAACAAA
Drosophila grimshawi is the source of this 12442-nucleotide messenger RNA. RefSeq names its product sodium channel protein 60E (gene NaCP60E). The transcript has 27 exons. Gene Ontology annotation, molecular function: protein binding; voltage-gated sodium channel activity. Gene Ontology annotation, biological process: sodium ion transmembrane transport; neuronal action potential; membrane depolarization during action potential. The record is from RefSeq and is a predicted model, not a curated record. NCBI's taxonomy places the organism in Eukaryota, Metazoa, Arthropoda, Insecta, Diptera, Drosophilidae. Gene Ontology annotation, cellular component: plasma membrane; voltage-gated sodium channel complex. The coding region runs from base 580 to 9225 and encodes 2881 amino acids.